CAAUCUGCCACUCUUUAUUUUAAACAAAUUCUUUAUUUAUUACUGUAUAUUAUUCCCUGAUUUUUUAUAUAAUUCAAUUCACUCUCCUUCUCUCUCUAUCUUUCUUGUCUCUCUCUUUCUCACGCACACAACACAACACACGAUCCAAUGACGACGAGCAACAACGUGAACGGAUGUUUCGGAGACACGAAGCUGACCAAAGUGUUCGUAGGAGGAUUGGCUUGGGACACUCACAAAGAAGCAAUGUAUGAUCAUUUCAUCAAGUAUGGUGACAUCUUGGAGGCAGUUAUCAUCUCCGACAAACUCACUCGCCGUUCCAAAGGCUAUGGCUUUGUGACUUUCAAAGAUGCGGAAGCUGCAAAGAGAGCUUGCGAAGACUCGACUCCGGUCAUCAAUGGCCGCCGUGCCAACUGCAAUCUCGCCUCCCUCGGUGGUGGUCGCCUUCGUAAAUCCCCUACCAUGGCUUCUCCUCAACAACAAGGACAAAAAUAUGGGAACAGGGCCACGCCACCACAUGUAGGGAAUCAAGCUCAAUGGUACUACCCGGCCGGAUUCACACAUCACCAACAUCAACUUCAACAACAACAACAUCAUCAUCAAGCCGUUCCUUACUAUGGGUAUCCUUCCACCUACGUCGCCCCGAACAUGACGACCUUCAAUCAAAAAGUUGGAUACGUUGGAGGAACCUAUAUGAACGGACACUAUGCACAACCGCAACCACAAUAUUACCAACAUCAUAUGUAUGGUGGAGGGCGAGUUAUGGUUGGGGCAAGUCCAAUGGUGCCUUUCUACACUGUCUAUCCUUAUCAUCAAUCUCAAGCUAUCGGGUUUCCACCACCUUCCUUCUCAAAACCCCUUUCUUAUUCUACUCCUCCCAUAUCAGGCACAGUUGGAGGAGAUAGCAUACAGAAGAAGGCCAUACAUUGACAGGCUACACAAGCUGUUGAUCAAUUGACAGCCCAAAAAAAUUAUUCAUUCUCUCCAUCUCACCAACCUCUAUUUUCACUAGAGACAUGUAUUUUAAUUUCGUCACAUUUUUAUAAUUUAUUCAUUGAAGCGAAGCUGAUAGAGUUUUUCAUUAUAUUUUAUCUUAUAUUAAAAUUA
Camelina sativa (false flax) is the source of this 1104-nucleotide messenger RNA. Its product is annotated as putative RNA-binding protein ARP1. Lineage: Eukaryota; Viridiplantae; Streptophyta; Magnoliopsida; Brassicales; Brassicaceae. Gene Ontology annotation, molecular function: RNA binding. The record is from RefSeq and is a predicted model, not a curated record.